AGGCAUCUGUGGCAUGUUCCACGGCCGUGGAGGUGCCAGCGAGGAAGCCAUACAAGCCUAUAUUAGGAGAGGACGCACCUUCCGAUCGGAGCCGGUAACACCGGUACAUGCCGAUCUGUAUUGGAGAAGUCUGGAGGCGUCUGGGGUCCAGACUGAAACAUCUGUUAGCAGCUUGAGACAGAGGCGUGGCUGCGUGACAGUCCGUGUUUAUGUUAAACCGCAGCGGUCUCUUCACGGCAACCUGCUUGAUCUAUCGUGGGCUCUGAACGUGUGUCGUAGUGUCACCCCUGCCUGGGUGCAAUGGUCCUCUGUUACACAUGAGCUCUACUAUGUGGUACAUCAUGCAGAGCAUUCAGAGUAAAUACUCCUUGUCCGAGCGGCUCAUCCGCACCAUCGCAGCCAUCCGUUCCUUUCCACACGACAACGUGGAGGAUCUGAUUCGUAAGGGCGCUGAUGUGAACCGGAUGCAUGGGACACUCAAACCACUGCACUGUGCCUGUAUGGUAGCUGAUGCUGACUGCGUGGAGCUGCUGUUGGAGAAGGGUGCAGAGGUGAAUGCUCUGGAUGGUUAUAACCGCACAGCGCUUCACUACGCCGCAGAGAAGGAUGAGAGCUGCGUGGAGCUGCUGUUGGAGUACGGAGCCCAGCCAGACGCGCUGGAUGGCAACAAAGACACGCCACUCCAUUGGGCCGCCUUCAAAGACAACCCGGAGUGCGUGAGGGCCCUGCUGGAGAGCAGCGCUUGCCCCAAUGCCCGGGACUACAACAAUGACACACCUUUGAGCUGGGCAGCAAUGAAGGGCAACCUGGAGAGUGUCAAAGUUCUAUUAGACUACGGAGCCCAGGUCCAUGUGACCAACCUGAAGGGUCAGACCCCUAUAUCGCGGCUGGUGGCCCUGCUGGCCCGAGGCUUGGGCACCGAACAGGAGGAAGAGUGCUUGGAGCUGCUAUGCCGAGCAGCGGGGCGCUUUGAGAUCCGACGGGCUGACGGCACUCUUCCAAAGGAGCUGAGCAAAGACCCCCAGCUGCUGGCGAGGCUGACAAACAUGGUGGCUCAGGCUCCGACGCUGCGCUCUCUGGCACGCUGUGCCGUAAGGCAGAGUCUGGGCAUGCAGUUCCUCCCUACUGCUGUCAAAGAGCUUCCUCUACCUGAAAUGGUUAAAGACUAUCUACUACUGAGAGACUGAUGACGGUGGCAUCGAAGGAUUCUCAGACCUCCCUGGCUGAUGAUUAGACAGCUCGUCACACUGCAUUUAUUGGCAAGUUGAUACAGAUGUAUGUCUUUGUUAUUGUCUUGUAGUUACACAACAUCUGGCUGAGGAGUGAUUCAAGUGCAUACUGCUAUGUUUAAUCAGCGUUAUGUGAAUGGACAAGGCAGGACUUGCACGUUUUCAACUUAAACAGCUGUUGGUCAAAACUAAAAGUUAAGUUUUGCUCGACUUCAUAUGGGGAAAAAACAGGAUUAAACAAGUUAUUUAAUAAUUUAGCUACUUUAGAUAUGUCCUCACAAAAACUAUUCAUUAGAAUAUUUUAGUAUGCUCAUUAUAACUCAGUUUUGCUCAGUUAGGUUUAUGGGUAAAAUUAUGUUGGACUCCGACAGAAAAUGGCUCGUUUAGAAAUAAUAAAAAAUGUACAGUGAUAUGCUUUUAUAUGGUGGGAAUAAUGAUGGCUGAUGUCCUAAUUAUGGAGGUUGUCCAGUAAUUUUUGUGAGAUGGUACAUGUACAGUACCUGGGAAAAGUAUUCAUAACCCUUGAACUUUUCCACAUUUUGCCACGUUGAGACCACAACCUUCAAUGUUUUUUUUUUUUUUUUUUUUAGACCCACAAAAGUAAUGAAUAUGUGUGGAGAGAAAGUAAUUGAUGCUUCUAAGUAUUGACCCUCUUGAAUCAAUACUAUGAAGAACUACCUUUCACUGCAGUUACAGCUGCAGGUCUUUGUCCAUUCUUCUUUACAAGUGCUGGUUUGUGCAGCAACAGUUUUGUUUUCAUUUUAGGGAUAUUAAUGGCAGUUUGAGGCUAGAUCAUCUUAGGUUUACCAGGACCUUUCAUCUUACCCAAAUCAGAUAAAAAUGAUGUGAGUGAUUUGUGCUGUUAAUGCUGGUUUGUGCCACUGUAAUUCUGAAAAUAUUAGGGUGUAAAAGGAAAAACAAGACUUUUGUUUGAGACCACCAGGGGGGGCUGUGACUUUAUACUUAAACAUCUUUUUAAAACUAUGGCAGCGCAGACAACAAAAAUGAAAAAAAUGACUUCACUUAUUUAACUUCCAUCAGGUGCACUUGUCCCUGCUGAAGAAGGCCAUCCCCAACAGCAUGAUGCUGCCACCACCGUGUUGCACUGUUUGGAUGGUAUAAUUAGGUGCAGGGUUAGUUUCCCACUACACAUAGUAAUUUUACUAAUUAGGUGACUCCCGAAGGCAGGUGGUUGCACUGAAAUUUGUUUAGUGGCACCAUAGUAACGUGGGCUUAAUAAAAAAAAAAAAAAAAAUAAAUGCAUAUCACAAUUUUCCGAUUGUAUCGCCCACUUCACAAUUAUCCAGUUCUUUACUUUGGUCUGUCACAGAAAGUCCCAAUGAAAUGCAUUGAAACAUGUGGUUUGUAAUGUGUCAGAACAUGGAAAAAUUCAAGGGCGAUAAAGUUUUUGCCAGGCACUGUGUUAAAAUAAUUUGUAUGAUAGCUUUGGGGCGUAAGAGAAUAGCAUUAAACACACAUAUACACGCCUAUUUUAAGCAGGAAAGAUUGUGCCAGAUGGGAACAAUUGUAUUUAUGUAGAAGCAGCAGAGUGGGGUGAUUAUUAGUAUUGGUUUCACUUAAAUGUGCCAGGUAGUCUUCUGAAUAUGUUCAAAGCUAACAAAAGUAGCAUCAUCACGCCUGCUGUGAUAUGUGAGUCACUGUUUGGGUUUCAUUUUUGUGGGUGUUUUUUUUUUUUUCGUUUUUAUUAACCAAUGGAGGUUUAAACUUGCAAAACUUUCUGUUGUUACGGGUGCUCACUGGUUCCAAAACUAAAGUCACUUUGUUUUAAAUUCAGUGUUUAAGUGUUAAAACCAAGGAGUGGCUUGGUAAGUAAGUUUUGUCUUUUGUAAAGCCACAAAAUGUGUGUUGGAGUUCUACAAUCUGACCGUUGCUUAUCCUGAUUUUGUUUGCCUGUUCUGUAAAUGCAUUUAAAUCAACCUUGAGAACAUGACUUGUAUAUGCCUGCAAAGGUGCUUCUUUUCUUUGUCAAUAUAAUGCAAGUAAAUGCCUUUAUUUGCUUG
Messenger RNA from Girardinichthys multiradiatus, 3250 nucleotides. It is a transcript of the gene asb8, whose product is annotated as ankyrin repeat and SOCS box containing 8. The transcript has 4 exons. Gene Ontology annotation, molecular function: protein binding. Gene Ontology annotation, biological process: intracellular signal transduction. The record is from RefSeq and is a predicted model, not a curated record. Lineage: Eukaryota; Metazoa; Chordata; Actinopteri; Cyprinodontiformes; Goodeidae. Bases 318 to 1187 code for a protein of 289 amino acids.